Molecule: messenger RNA, 639 nt
Organism: Naegleria fowleri
Lineage: Eukaryota; Heterolobosea; Eutetramitea; Acrasida; Naegleriidae
Exons: 4
Coding region: 1-639 (212 amino acids)
Cellular component (GO): cytoplasm; nucleus
Molecular function (GO): protein tyrosine phosphatase activity
Source: RefSeq, a predicted model, not a curated record
AUGUCCCUCAGUGAACCAGCAGCAACAACAACAACGGUUCUUCAAUCUUCACAUCAACAACACAUAGAACAAGUCAAAGGAAGAGGCAGGAGAGCAUCCAAUCCGUUAGCUCUCUCAUUGAAAAUUACGGUUCCGGAACCAUCCUUCAGGAAGAUUGAUGUACAAACCUUUGCAAACAUGAUCGGGAAAGAUAAUGUAUUAAUUGUGGACGUGAGAGAUGAAGACUAUGAAGGAGGACAUAUUAAAGGAAGUCUGCAUUUAGACUUUUCAAAUUUCGAACAAACUCAUUUACCAACACUGGUAAAGAUAUGUCAAGAAAAAGCCCAAAGUUUGGAUACUGUUGUAUUUUAUUGCAUGUACAGUGAACAACGUGGACCACAAUGUGCAACGAGUUUUGCCGAAAAGAUUGCAGACCAUAAGGAAUUACAUCAUUUGAAAAUAUUUGUACCAUCUGGAGGAUUCAAUUCCUUCCUAAAGAAGUAUCCAGCUCCAAAUGAAUACAUUGAAGAUUACUCUGAAGAGUUUUUUUAUGAGGAUGAGGACGGUCAAUUGUUUCACAAAAUUGAUGCUCAAUAUCUUGAUGUCAUUACUGGACAUAAGCAACGUUUUAUUCAUCCUCAUCAUAACCAUCAUGAAUAA